Messenger RNA from Thrips palmi, 1579 nucleotides. RefSeq names its product beta carbonic anhydrase 1 (gene CAHbeta). Lineage: Eukaryota; Metazoa; Arthropoda; Insecta; Thysanoptera; Thripidae. Gene Ontology annotation, molecular function: carbonate dehydratase activity; zinc ion binding. The transcript is spliced from 5 exons. The coding region runs from base 100 to 867 and encodes 255 amino acids. The record is from RefSeq and is a predicted model, not a curated record.
GCGGCUGUCGACUUCCGGCAACCCUAGCCGUGUGCAAAGUGCAGUCUGCUCUCUUUACUUCCCGUGACAUUCCUUCCGAGCCAUUCCAACUUUUCGACAAUGGACAAGAUUUUAAAGGGCAUAAUGAAAUACCGUGUGACAGAUCGAAAAACGAUGGUGGAACAGUUCAAACAAGUGGCCAAUAAUCCAGCGCCAAAAGCAGUUUUUUUUACAUGCAUGGACAGUAGAAUGAUACCCACAAGGUUCACAGAAACCAACGUCGGAGACAUGUUUGUUGUUCGAAAUGCAGGAAACGUCAUUCCGCAUUGUGGUCAUUUCUUGGAUGAAUACCACACCAAUGAACCAGCAGCUUUAGAAUUGGGAUGCAUUAUAAACGAUAUCCGUCAUAUUAUUGUCUGUGGGCAUUCUGAUUGCAAGGCUAUGAAUUUGCUGUAUGCAUUGCGUGAUGCUGAAAUGUCGUCUCAAAAAAACCGGAGGCUUUCGCCACUUCGAUCAUGGCUCUGCACUCACGCUCACUCUUCACUGGAAAAAUUUCAGCAGCUGGCUCUAACAGGAUACCAGCAUCCAUUAAUAUUUCAAGCUGAGACUCCAAUGCGCAAAUUUGUUGCCUAUAUUGAUCCCGAUGAUAAAUUUGCAAUCCCUGACAAGCUGUCUCAGGUCCACUGUCUUCAGCAAAUGCAAAACAUUGCUAGCUACUCAUUUCUGAAGUCGCGUUUAGAGAAACAUGAACUUCACAUCCAUGCUCUAUGGUUUGAUAUUUACUCCGGCGAUAUUUACUAUUUUAGCCGUGGAGAAAAACGCUUUAUUGAAAUAAAUGAAAACACAAUAGACCCCUUAUUAAAAGAAGUGAAGAGAUAUUAUUCAUGAAUUAUUUGAUUUGUAAAAGUGUAUCAGUGAGCACAAGUUGUUUUACUCUUGCAGUUUGUCUUGCCUAUACUGUUAAACAUUAACUGUCAAAAACACCUAUCUAACAGUGUGUUGCAUUUUCCCCAGAUUGGUUUUAUGUUUAUUUUCUGCUGACAUUGCAUGUCAAAAAUUUUUGUAAAGUAACUAACUAUCAUUUUUUUAUAUUAUGUGUUUGUACCUUUAUUGUUAUCUAAACUUUUAUUUAUAAUUUUUAUAUUGGUUUUUAGUUGUUAUUGGCAAUUUACAAUGGUUCAAAUUAGUUAUUUAAAAGCUUUACAUUCCAAGAUAAUUUGUCUUUACAGAUUUAUUGAUAUACCGUAAGCUUCUAAGUCUCUGAGUGUUCCCAUCUCAGAACGUGUCUUCCAAAAAAAUGUCUUCCUCUCUAUUCUGGCCAUGACUAUGACUCUAGUAUGUUUUAAAUAUUGUAUAAAAACCUCAACUUGUACAAACUAUGUUCGCCUGAUGUAAUUUAUCUUUAAACUUGUAAUUUGUGAUGCAUACUGUGAUGUGUAGAUUUCCUUUUAAUGGCUUUUUAAUUCAUAACUUUUUGUGUUGAUUUUUUGUGUGUAGCAUGUUUAGGGAGGUCGAUGAAUUUGUUUGCCGUGUGCUGUGUGUUUGCGUGUGCUAUUGCACCAAUAUAUAAUGCAAGGGGGGAGAAAAAUCGAAAAACAUC